Messenger RNA from Ooceraea biroi (clonal raider ant), 1656 nucleotides. It is a transcript of the gene Cox10, whose product is annotated as Cytochrome c oxidase assembly factor 10. NCBI's taxonomy places the organism in Eukaryota, Metazoa, Arthropoda, Insecta, Hymenoptera, Formicidae. Gene Ontology annotation, molecular function: protoheme IX farnesyltransferase activity. Gene Ontology annotation, biological process: heme A biosynthetic process. The record is from RefSeq and is a predicted model, not a curated record. Gene Ontology annotation, cellular component: mitochondrion; membrane.
UGCGGUCAGGUGUGAUCGCGCUCGUAUAUAGUAUGCUCUUCUCGUAACCGGUUUCGUUGGUCGUUUCGAAUGUUAUUCGCGGUUCUGUUACACUUACGUAACAGUGAAUAUGUGGCGUGAACAAUUAAAAUCAUGUUGACAUAUGACUAUGUUAAUGGGAAUAAAAAGCAGUUAAUUAGCGUUAAGGGUUAUCAUGUUACUUAUUCUUCGUCCAAUAGGAAUCUAUCGGCACGUACCAUGCAGCUUUGUGCCAAAACUUUCUAUCCUCAUGUGUUCUGGCUCCCCGAAACACAAAUCGACAAAAGCUGCAUUUAUGGAAAAACCAACACAAGUGUUGGAGAAUGAUCGAUUACAGGUUACCGCAAUAACUUCAGCAAUACCUUUCUCCGUUGAGAAAGAUGUGUGUAGUAAAAUUAAGAAAGAUCGAUCUAAGGUAGAAGAAUCAGAACAGACGCCAAUAACCAUCGAUUAUAGCAAACUUCACAAGGACUAUCUCAAAUUGUCCAAGAUUAAAUUAACAUCUCUUGUUGUGGCAACAACUAUGGCAGGGUACGCACUAGCUCCUGGAGCACUCGACAUUUAUACACUUGCAAUGUGUUCCGUUGGCACGGGCUUAGUCUCGGCCACGGCGAAUACGAUUAAUCAAUUUUUUGAAGUUCCUUUUGAUGCGCAGAUGUCACGGACGAAAAAUCGAGUAUUAGUACGCGGUCGUUUGACGCCUGUUCACGCAGUAGGAUUCGCAGCGAUAUCUGGUAUACUCGGAUUAUCGAUACUUUAUCAUGAAGUAAAUGGUAUAACGGCAGCGUUAGGUGCUGCUAACGUUGUCUUAUACACGCUCAUCUACACCCCCAUGAAACGGAUCAGUAUUGGUAAUACGUGGAUUGGCUCAAUUGUAGGUGCUAUACCUCCACUUAUGGGCUGGACGGGUUGCACUGGCGAUGCCCUGACAUUAGGUGCUUGGAUCUUGCCCGGUAUUUUGUACGCGUGGCAAUUUCCGCAUUUUAAUGCCCUCUCGUGGAAUUUAAGACCGGAUUACUCACGAGCCGGCUAUCGAAUGAUGGCCGUCACGAACCCAGAUUUAUGUCGCAGAACAACCGUGAGAUACACGGCUGUUCUAAUGGCUCUGUGUUACUUGGCUCCUGUGGUGGAUGUAACUCACACGUGGUUCGCACUAGCUUCGACACCUCUCAACGCGUAUUUUCUUUAUCUAGCUUGGAAGUUCAACGAGCAUUCGGAUAGCGCUAAUUCUAGGAAAUUAUUCCGAUUUUCGUUGCUUCAUCUUCCCUUAUUGAUGGUGUUGUUACUCUCGAGUAAGAAGUGUUGGACCAGCACCACGGAAAAGCAGGGAGAUAAGGUUGUGUCCUCUCACAACGUGCCGCCAGCAGCAGCAGCAGAGAAAAGCAAUCCGUUGAGUAUUUUUACAUCCAUCGCAUCAGCAACUUCAACUGUACAGUGAUACUGUUGGACUUGUCGGACUUGACAGUACAAAUUGUUACAGCUUCACAAUGUAUUGUAGAUCUUUGAGAUUCCUACAUUACCUCGUUAGUCUCGUGUAAAUACGAUAUCAUGUAAAGUACGUUGUCUAAUCGUAUUUUAGGCUUAAUAUUAAUGUAACCAAUAAACUGACGCGAUGUCAGAUCGAUACUUUUGUAGGAC